ACCCGCGCUAAACAAAUACCUUAUCCCUCUUGACUUCAACCAAUCUGAAAAAGAGAAUAGGGAUGGAUGCUUUGGAUUCAGUUUUCGAUCCAGUCAGAGAUUUUGCCAAGGACAGUAUUCGUCUAGUCAAGAGGUGCCACAAGCCUGAUCGUAAAGAAUUCACGAAGGUGGCGACUCGAACAGCGAUUGGAUUCGUGGUUAUGGGUUUUGUCGGAUUCUUUGUCAAGUUGAUUUUCAUUCCCAUCAACAACAUUAUUGUUGGUGCUACUUAAUUCUUUAGGAUACGAGGAGAUGGCUAAAAAGAAUCUAAAUUUUGGACACGGGUACGUGGAUACAUCUUUCAAACUUCAAAUUUUUUACUAACUCAAGAUGUUAUUUUGGAUAGACCAACAAUCAAUUGUUCACAAAGAAGGAAAUAGUAUUGAAUAAGGGGUUAAGACGAAUAAAAUAAAAUUUUGGGGUUUAAUUUUCAAUUAUGAAAAAUUAAUUACUAAAUAUUAUAUAAAAUAGAAAAUGAGAGACUUGAAUACAAUUUGGAUCUAGUGGAGCGUUAUGUAGUAUUAUGUGAAACUCAUUUUCAUUUUAUAUAAACAAAACUUUAAACCACUGAUACAGAGAGAGGAAAGAAGGAAACAGAAACAAAAGGGAAAGAAAAAAGGAAUAAGAAGGGAAAAUCUAGUGCCGUUGCCUUUCUCCACCCUUUCGGAGGUGGCGCUAGGUUUAUAGAGAGUAAAAAAAAAAAA
Olea europaea var. sylvestris is the source of this 743-nucleotide messenger RNA. RefSeq names its product protein transport protein Sec61 subunit gamma-1. The coding region runs from base 63 to 272 and encodes 69 amino acids. Gene Ontology annotation, molecular function: transmembrane protein transporter activity. Gene Ontology annotation, biological process: protein targeting; post-translational protein targeting to membrane, translocation. The record is from RefSeq and is a predicted model, not a curated record. Lineage: Eukaryota; Viridiplantae; Streptophyta; Magnoliopsida; Lamiales; Oleaceae. The transcript is spliced from 3 exons. Gene Ontology annotation, cellular component: Ssh1 translocon complex; membrane.